AUGAGAACCAUCUACGAACGUCGGAUGGAGGGUACUUCCUUGUCUCGACCCAUCGUUCCUCUGGACGCGGCCCCCGUCAUUCAACUCUCAUCUCCUCAAAAGACCCAACCGAACCAGACGUGCCCUCCUACCGAAGAGCCCAUUCCCCAUGCCGUUUCUUUCAGAACGCUUAUGGAAAGGGCCAUAGAAGAAGCCAACGCCGGUGCACGCCCGUGCCAUGAUUCUACGAAGGGGCGCGCCGGUUCCAAGAACGGUUACCUGAAUGUCAAGGCACCCAAAUCGAAGGCGGGGCGCUCGUAUUCUUCUGGGUCUUCUUCCUCUUCGUCCACGCGGUGUUCUCGCCAAUCCAGUUCCGCCGGGGAGUCCCCAAUGGACUGGCCUGUCCAGAACACGUACGUCUUCGCGGACGACAUAGAUUAUUCCCCUCGACGGCGGACACGUAUUGCCUGCGAGACUUGCCGCACGCGCAAAGCAAAGUGCAGCGGUGACGAACCUACGUGUGAGCGAUGCACGCAAAGAGGUCUCACAUGCGUAUACGUACGAGAACGCAAACCGCGAGGGCCCGGAAGGCACAGUUCACGGGGGGCUCAGGAUCAUACGGUUGCUCCCUCAGAAGCCGACCCAGCAAGCGACAGCGCUGACACUGGCGUGAAGAAGAGGGUUCACGAAAAACCUUAUGAACCCCGACACCGUCCUGUGAAACUGCCUUCGCUCACCUUACCCACGCUCACUUGGUUGCCCCAACUGAACGAGCACGAGCCGCCGAACAGGAACCACCACGCGGACGCAUGCCAUCAAUUCCAAGCACCGGAUGCUGCUCAAACGCGGGACGCUCCCAUGGCGUAUCCUAUUGACCCGACGUUGCUACCUCACUGCGCGCUCCCUGGGCAGUUCGACGCGCGUCUUGCGGAUCCCGCGUAUUCUAUGCAGUGCGGCAAUUACAACUAUGCCGCGGUAGACAUGCCCCAUUUGCCAUUCAUGUACUUCGGCCAUUUCAACCAACAGCUGGGCGGGCAAUGGGCUGAAGCAGGGCCGUCGCUGCACUACGCCGGAGACCGUGGUGUUCAACUUCCGCCUCUGCGGCUGGACCUUCUGUCGCCCCCGGAACUAUCGCGGCACGGUUCAUCGUCGGAUUCGUCCGAUGAAACCCACUCGCCGAUGCAGCUGACCACCGAUCUCAUCACUGAGGCAAUGAUACGACAGCCCUGCAUCAUGGAAGCCCAUGCACCGGAGAGGACGACGAACAGCGAUUACUACAGGUACCUGCGGACCGCCGUUCAAGAAGCUUCCGUUAUGACGAACGACGACGGUCUUUAUCGCAUGGAUGCAACCAGCGACGAUAGCGCGAUUGACCAGAAGAUCCCCGAGCCUCAGGUGCAUUAUCGUACAGACGAUGAAUAUCACGUUCAUGAAGUAUAGCGCAUUCCAGCACAGAGAGCUGCAUCAUCACUGCUCAGGCUGUAAUCUGGACAGAUGUAUGACUAAUAUGAUAUAUAAUACGAGGAUUCUUUG
Punctularia strigosozonata HHB-11173 SS5 is the source of this 1512-nucleotide messenger RNA. RefSeq lists its product as uncharacterized. Gene Ontology annotation, biological process: regulation of DNA-templated transcription. Gene Ontology annotation, molecular function: zinc ion binding; DNA-binding transcription factor activity, RNA polymerase II-specific. The record is from RefSeq and is a predicted model, not a curated record. The transcript has 4 exons. The coding region runs from base 1 to 1419 and encodes 472 amino acids. NCBI's taxonomy places the organism in Eukaryota, Fungi, Basidiomycota, Agaricomycetes, Corticiales, Punctulariaceae.